Molecule: messenger RNA, 1718 nt
Organism: Actinia tenebrosa (Australian red waratah sea anemone)
Lineage: Eukaryota; Metazoa; Cnidaria; Anthozoa; Actiniaria; Actiniidae
Source: RefSeq, a predicted model, not a curated record
AUGCAUAACGGUAAACUAUGUAGAGCUGUCUUCUUGGAUCUGUCAAAAGCCUUUGACACAGUAAACAACACGAUUCUAAUGAAUAAACUAUCUUCAGCUGGUGUUCGUGACAACGAUCUCAAAUGGUUUAACUUUUACUUGUCAUCAAGAUACUUAUGCACUACUUGUGGCUUAGAAGUAUCACAGCCAUUACCAUGCAACAUUGGUGUACCUCAGCGAAUUCCUGAUAYAGAAGAUAAGCUUAAUGAAGAUCUCAAGCUGGUUGGUGAUUGCAAGAGAAAGAUCAACAUCUCCACCAUCUCCAUACUGGUCCGCCUCAAAGACAUCGAGAAAGUUCAAGAAUUCAAGUACCUUGGUGUGGUCUUUUCCAGCAAUAUGUCUUGGUCUGCUCAUGUUGAAAAACAGAUGACCAAAAUCAACAAACACCUUGGUCUCCUAAAGCUAAUCAAACAUCUCCUGCCUAAAUUCGCUAGACUCUUGUAUUUCAACAGCUUGGUCCUACCGCUUUUUGAUUAUGGUGAUACUGUUUGGGGAGAUAAAGAUAAUACCACGCUUAUGGAAUCUCUUCAAACCCUGCACAACAAAGCGGCCAAGAUCAUCCUGGAUCGUCCUCCACACUCCUCAGCAUUUGAUGCUCGGGAAGAACUUCAUUGGAUGGAACUCAGUAAGCGCAGAUACUACCAUCGAUGUUUACAUAUAUACAAAUGUAAAAACAGAUUAUUAUCAUCAAAUCUAAAGCUGAAUAAGCUCAAUCAGCAUGGCUACAACACGAGUCAUGAAGCGAGUUUCGCUUACCACGACCCAACUGGGGAAAACAAACAAUGCAGUAUCAAGCCAUGAAAGAAUGGAACAAUCUGAGUGACACACUUAAACAGUGUUCUAAGAUUAGCCAUUUUAAAUCGAAUUCCUUUUAAACCUGUAAACCUAAAUAAUUUGAUCUUUUCAUCUUUUACAUUUUUACAUACUAGUAAUAAUGAUGUUGACUUUUCAGUAACGAGCUGGUUUCCAUAUUCAACCUCCAAAUUCUCUUUUUACAUGUUAUUGUCAAAAUAUCUUAUUUAUCAGGACCUUCUUGAAAUCACAUUUAUAAGUGAAGAAGCUAGAUUCCUGUUAAAAUGUGAAUGUAAAUAAACUAUCUUUAGAACAUCCCUUAUAAUGACAUCUGCGGAUGUUAGAACCAAUCAGGUACUGUUUUGGUCCGGUGCUACCUUGCUCUCUUUGGAUCUAUUUUUAGCUCCCUCUUAUGUCUUAACCAUAACUUAGUAUAUAGAGCUAGGUAGAAUAUUUCUAUUUUAGAACAUCUCUGAUUUUAGGAUAUAGAAUAGAUGCAAUGUUUAUUAAACAGUAGUGUCGAGUCAGCACCAGUGUUUGGAACCGAAACAAGGCCAGAAAGAAAACAACCUAAACUCGCACAUCGUCCUAUAAUCUGAUCACAUUGAUGGAUAAAAUUAUUGGACUGUCAAAAUGAGACACUGAUCUACAGGUAGCAUGAAGUGGAUAAAACUACACGAAGACGAACCCACAGUCCGAGUCAUUGCCGAGGAGAAUAUGGCUAAUGAAGCCCUAACCACAGUUGUGGACCAGUAAAAGCAAUGUAAUAUCGAUAGCCUAGAGAAAUCCAUAAAAACAAGCAAAGAUGGCAAACAACAAGCGAAAGAAUGUUAAAGUACUCGAAGUCCAACCCGUAGUGUAUAAAGGAACAUACAUACAUACAUACA